AUGUCCAUCGUCGGCAACUUCGUCUCCAAUGGCGACCGGACCGCGGCGACCCAGGGCAUCGGCGGCGUGAACAACCCCCAAGCGCCCUACAUCGAGCCUGCGUCCGACAACUCGUCGUCGCACGAACUCGAGGAAUUCGACCCCGAGAAGCGGCGACGUCAGACCGCCGACAGCGAGGGCACCACCAUCACCCGAUCCGGAAGCCUGGAUGAGCGAGAGCGCCGGAGACGGGAUCAGGAGGUUCACGCCCUGGCCCGCAAAUUCACCCAGCAGUCGCAUCAAAGCACCUCCCAGGAGAACCCCUUCCAGUCUUCCGAAGAUUCCAGGCUCAACCCGCAAUCGCCCAACUUCAGCCCUCGCGCCUUUGCCAAAUCGCUCCUCCAUCUGCAAUCCCGCGACCCCGAGAAAUGGAAGGCUCGGACCGCGGGAUUUGCUUUCAAGGAUCUGAACGUCUACGGAUUCGGCUCCGCCACUGACUAUCAGAAAACGGUCGGCAACUACAUUUUCGAAAUCCCGGGCCUUAUCAGGAAGUUGCUCGGCAAAGAGAAGCCCCGCCGGAUUGACAUCCUGCAAAACCUGGAUGGCGUCGUCCAUAGUGGUGAGAUGCUGGUCGUACUUGGUCCUCCCGGCAGUGGGUGCUCAACAUUUCUGAAGACUGUCGCCGGAGAGACCAACGGCUUCUUCAUCGACAAAGAGUCGCGGAUUAACUACCAGGGCAUCUCCCCCGAACAGAUGCACCGGGACUUUCGAGGCGAGGCCAUUUACACGGCCGAGGUCGAUGUGCACUUCCCCAUGCUGACAGUCGGUCAGACGCUGGAGUUCGCGGCCAUGGCGCGAACACCACGCCAUAUUCCGGGCGGCAUCACCCGGGAUGAGUUUGCUCGGUACCAGAGAGACGUGAUGAUGGCGAGUUUUGGUAUCAGCCACACCAUCAACACCUACGUCGGAAACGAUUUCAUCCGAGGUGUCAGUGGUGGAGAGCGGAAGCGGACCACCAUUGCGGAAGCCUGCCUCAGCGGCUCCCCUCUCCAAUGCUGGGACAACAGCACGCGAGGAUUGGACAGUGCUAACGCCAUCGAAUUCGUCAAGACCCUGAAGAUGAGUACCGACCUGAUGGGAGCGACCUGCUGCGUAGCCAUCUACCAAUCGCCCCAGAGUGCCUACGACCUGUUCGAUAAGGUUCUGGUUCUGUACGAGGGCAGACAGAUUUUCUUCGGCCCGUGUACCGAGGCGCGAGCCUACUUUGAGAACAUGGGCUUCGAGUGCCCCGCCCAGCAGACCACCGCCGACUUCUUGACUUCCAUGACCAGUCACCUAGAACGGGUGGUGCGUCCGGGCUUCGAGGACCGCGUGCCCCGUACGGCUGAUGAAUUUGCUCUCGUCUGGAAGAACAGCCCCGAGCGCGCGGCCCUCGUGGUCGACAUUGAUGCCUACAACCAGAAAUACCAGCCCGGCGGUCAGCAUCUACAGGAGUUUCAAGACUCCCGCCGAGUACAGCAGUCUAAGCACCAACAUGUGUCCAGUCCCUACACCAUGUCGUAUAUUGGACAGGUUAAGCUCUGCCUCCGUCGGGGCAUCUGGAGAUUGAUAGGAGACCCGAGUCUGACGCUGACUCAACUCGGCGGGAACUCCUCCAUGGCCCUGAUCAUCGCCAGUGUCUUCUACGAUUUGCCCUCGACCGCCGACUCCUUCUUCUCCCGAAGCGCCCUCAUUUUCUUCGCCAUUUUGAUGUCCGCCUUCAGUAGUGCUCUCGAGAUUCUCACCCUGUACGCCCAACGUCCAAUCGUCGAGAAGCAUGCCCGAUAUGCCCUGUACCACCCUUCGUGUGAAGCGAUCGCGUCUAUGUUGACCGAUAUGCCUUACAAGAUACUGAAUGCUAUCCUCUUUAACGUGACGCUCUACUUCAUGUCCAACCUGAACCGGCAGGCUGGGAACUUCUUCUUCUUCCUCCUGGUCUCGUUUUUGCUGACCUUAGUCAUGUCUAUGUUGUUCCGCACCAUUGCAUCCGUCUCCCGUACCUUGUCUCAGGCCCUAGCGCCGGCUGCGGUUCUCAUCCUGGCUAUCGUCAUCUAUACCGGCUUUGCCCUCCCCGUGCCAAACAUGCUAGGCUGGGCGAGAUGGCUCAACUACAUCGACCCGGUUGCUUAUGCAUUUGAGUCGCUGAUGGUGAACGAGUUCGCGGGAAAGAAUUACACCUGUCUCCCGGCCUCCUUCAUUCCCAGCGGCGCAGGCUACGAAGACGUUCUGCCCACGGAACAAAUCUGCUCGGUCGUGGGAGCCGUGGCAGGCCAAAACUACGUUGAAGGCGCCCAGCAUAUCUUGACAGCUUACACCUACAAGGAGUCGAACAAGUGGCGGAACGUCGGCAUCAUGUUUCCAUUCCUAUUUUUCUUCUGUGCGACCUACAUCAUCGCCUGCGAGUACAUCACUUCCAAGAAAUCCAAGGGUGAGGUGUUACUUUUCCGCCGGGGCCGCACCCCCGCCCAGCUCAAGACUAGGGCCGGCGAUAUCGAGGGUGGAAACAAUGCAGGCGUGCCAGUGGGGAAGACAUCUACAAAUCUAGACGUCGGCACGAUCAUCAAGAAGCAAACCGCCAUCUUCUCGUGGGAGGACGUCUGCUACGACAUUAAGAUCAAGGGAGAACCCCGCCGGAUCCUGGAUCAUGUUGACGGAUGGGUUAAGCCCGGAACCCUGACUGCCCUCAUGGGCGUGUCGGGAGCUGGGAAAACCACUCUUCUCGAUGUCCUGGCCACGCGAACGACGAUGGGUGUUAUCACCGGCAACAUGCUUGUCGACGGACGCCCUCGCGAUGACUCCUUCCAACGCAAGACUGGAUACGUGCAACAGCAAGAUCUCCAUCUCUCCACCACGACCGUUCGCGAAGCUCUUACCUUUUCAGCUCUUCUCAGACAGCCUGCCGCAACUCCCCGCCAGGAGAAGAUUGAUUAUGUUGACGAGGUCAUCAAACUUCUCGACAUGGAAGAAUAUGCCGAUGCAAUCGUGGGUGUACCUGGAGAAGGCCUCAAUGUCGAACAACGUAAGCGCUUGACGAUCGGAGUCGAGUUGGCAGCCAAGCCCGAACUUCUACUCUUCUUGGACGAACCCACGUCUGGUCUUGACUCUCAGACAUCCUGGGCGAUCUGUGACCUGAUGGAGAAACUCACCAAGAACGGCCAGGCGAUCCUCUGUACCAUUCACCAACCUUCCGCCAUGCUGUUCCAACGUUUCGACCGUCUUUUGUUCCUCGCCAAGGGAGGACGUACCGUUUACUUUGGUGAAGUUGGAGAGGGAUCUCACAUUCUGAUCAAGUACUUUGAGAGAUUCUCCGGAAUGACCUGCCCCCCUACUGCUAACCCCGCUGAAUGGAUGCUCGAAGUCAUCGGAGCAGCCCCGGGCACCCACUCGGACGUUGAUUGGCACGAAGCAUGGCGCGGCUCUCCCGAAUUUCAAUCCGUCAAGCAAGAACUGGCCCGUCUUGCCGAUGAGCUCCCCAAGACCACCCCGCCGCCCUCUUCUGGUGACAAGGCUUCCUAUCGCGAAUUUGCCGCCCCGAUGAUGGUCCAGCAAUACGAGGUGCUGAAGCGUGUCUUCCAACAAUAUUGGCGGACCCCCAACUACAUCUUCUCCAAAACGAGUCUCUGCGUUGCGUCCGCGGCAUUUAUUGGUUUCUCGUUCUUCGACUCCGGCACCUCGCAACAAGAGUUGCAGAAUCAGAUGUUCGCCAUCUUCAUGAUCUUCACAAUCUUCGGCAACAUCGUCCAGCAAAUUAUGCCUCACUUCGUAACUCAGCGUGCCCUUUACGAGGUGCGCGAGCGCCCGUCCAAAACAUAUUCCUGGGCAGCCUUCAUGGUCUCGAGCAUCGUCGUCGAGCUUCCCUGGAACACCCUCAUGUCCAUUCUCAUGUUUUUCUGCUGGUACUACCCCGCCGGUCUCUACAAGAACGCCUCACCCACCGAUGCUACUGGGGAGCGCGGCCUCCUCAUGUUCCUCUUCCUCUGGGUCUUCCUGCUCUUCACCUCGACCUUUGCGACCAUGGUCAUCGCCGCCGUCGACUCGGCCGAGGUCGGAGGUAACAUUGCCAAUCUCGCGUUCUCACUCACCCUAGUCUUCUGUGGUGUUCUCGCCUCCCCCGACGUCUUCCCCAGGUUCUGGAUCUUCAUGUACCGCGUCUCGCCCUUCACAUACCUCGUAGACGGUAUGCUGUCCGUCGGCAUCGCGAACAACGUGGUCGAGUGCUCCGCCGCCGAACUGCGCAAAUUCACCGCCAGAGCCGGCCAGACCUGCGCCGAAUACAUGAACGACUACAUCGUGACGCAAGACAAAGGCGGUAGCCUGUUAGACCCGAACGCUACGGGCGAGUGCUCGUACUGCUCGCUCGACUCGACCAAUCAGUUCCUCUCGGCGCUGGAUCUCGACUAUGGGAACCGGUGGAGGAACUUUGGGCUGAUGUGGGUCUACGUCGUCUUCAACUGUUGCGGAGCCGUGCUCCUCUACUGGCUGGUGCGCGUCCCGAAGAAGACCAAGGCGAAGAAGGAGUAG
Drepanopeziza brunnea f. sp. 'multigermtubi' MB_m1 is the source of this 4539-nucleotide messenger RNA. RefSeq lists its product as uncharacterized. The record is from RefSeq and is a predicted model, not a curated record. Lineage: Eukaryota; Fungi; Ascomycota; Leotiomycetes; Helotiales; Drepanopezizaceae. Gene Ontology annotation, molecular function: ABC-type transporter activity; ATP binding; ATP hydrolysis activity. Gene Ontology annotation, biological process: transmembrane transport. Gene Ontology annotation, cellular component: membrane.